Ilyonectria robusta is the source of this 1476-nucleotide messenger RNA. Its product is annotated as MFS transporter. The record is from RefSeq and is a predicted model, not a curated record. Bases 1 to 1476 code for a protein of 491 amino acids. NCBI's taxonomy places the organism in Eukaryota, Fungi, Ascomycota, Sordariomycetes, Hypocreales, Nectriaceae. Gene Ontology annotation, molecular function: carbohydrate:proton symporter activity. Gene Ontology annotation, cellular component: membrane. Gene Ontology annotation, biological process: transmembrane transport; carbohydrate transport. The transcript is spliced from 6 exons.
AUGGCCGCCCGAGCUGACGCAAAGCAGCUCGCAGAGCAGUCUGAAGUCAUUCGGCUGCUCGAGGCCGACACGGUGCCGUGGUACCAGAAGCCCAACCUCCGGCUCCUCUACUUCUGCCUCAUCCCUGCCGCGCUCGGCGUUGAGAUGACGACCGGCUACGACGGCUCCGUGCUCAACGGCUUGCAGGCGGUUGCCUCGUGGCAGACAUACUUCAAUACCCCUAGUGGCGCUUUGCUCGGUGUGCUCAACGCGUCGUACAAUCUCGGAGGUCUCAUCACUCUGCCCAUCGUCCCGUAUGUCAACGACAGGUUCGGCCGCAAGCAUAGCAUUACCUUCGGCUCCUUCAUUCUCAUCAUCGGCGUGAUUCUGCAGUCGGCUUCUCAGAAUGCUGGCAUGUUUCUUGCUUCCCGUUUGAUUCUAGGAACAGGUAUCCCUUUCGCCGUCUCGGGUGCCUCUCAGCUCUUAGCCGAACUGAGUUAUCCGCGCGAGCGCUCCGUCAUUACGGGUCUCUUCAACACAUCCUGGUUCAUCGGCUCUAUCAUGGCUGCGGCCGUGACACUCGGCACCCAUACUAUGCCCAACAACUGGGGCUGGCGUAUCCCCUCGAUUGUCCAAGCCGCUCCAUCGAUCCUCCAGAUCAUUUUCAUAUGGUUCGUGCCCGAGUCCCCUCGGUGGCUGUUGUCCAAGGAUCGCACCGAGGAGGCUUUUGAUGUCCUAGUCAAGUAUCACGGCGAGGGAGACCGCGACUCUCCCUUAGUACACGCCGAGUUCAACGAAAUAUCUGCACAGCUCAAGGCGGAGAUCGAAAACUCUAAUUCGCGCUGGAUUGAGCUUCUCCAGACUCCAGGAAAUCGUAAGAGGUCACUCAUUGCUAUGUGUGUCGGUGUCUUUACUCAGUGGUCCGGUAACGGGCUUGUGUCCUACUACCUUGCUAAGGUUUUGACAACCGUCGGUGUUACAAACAGAAGGACUCAGAAUGUCAUCAACCUUUCUCUAUCGUGCUGGUUUUGGUUAUGCGCAACAGCAAGUGCCUUCAUGACUCCGUAUCUGCCGCGUCGUACCCAGUAUUUGGCAGGGUUUGCUGGUAUGACGGUUGUCUUUUCCAUCUGGACUGGUGUUAGCGCCGGCUAUGCUCAACAUGCGUCGCACUCUGCCGCCACGGCCGUCGUCGCUAUGAUCUUUGUCUAUAACAGCAUGUACAGCAUUAUGCAGCCGUUGACUUACGUCUACGUCACCGAGAUCUUCCCGUUUGUGCACCGCGCCAAGGGUGUCGCCAUCUUACAGUUUUUCACCCGUGGCAGCACUGCGUUUAAUUCCUUUGUCAAUCCUAUCGGGAUGGAUGCCCUUGAAUGGAAGUACUACCUUGUCUACGUGGUUUGGUUAGUCUGUGAGACGGCUAUUAUUUACUUCCUCUACCCUGAGACCAAGGGGCCAACUCUUGAGGAGAUUGCACAUAGUAAGAUUGUUCCCCCUUGA